AUGGCUGACGAUGGGUCUCCCGGCACGGCGUCGUCUGGGACGCCCACGCACUCUAACCGUCUUGCGGCGGAGCAUAGCCCUUACCUUCUUCAACACGCCCACAAUCCCGUGGAUUGGUAUCCAUGGGGGGAGGAGGCCUUUUCCGAAGCACGCAAAAGGGAUGUGCCUAUUUUCCUGUCAAUUGGGUACAGCACGUGUCACUGGUGUCAUGUGAUGGAAGUGGAAUCUUUUGAGGAUGAAGAGGUUGCCAAGUUACUCAAUGAUUGGUUUGUUAGUAUCAAGGUGGACAGAGAAGAAAGGCCAGAUGUAGAUAAGGUAUACAUGACCUAUGUACAAGCAUUGUACGGUGGUGGUGGAUGGCCACUUAGUGUCUUCCUUUCUCCCGAUCUGAAGCCUUUGAUGGGUGGCACUUAUUUUCCUCCAGAUGAUAAAUUUGGCAGGCCAGGCUUCAAAACAGUUCUUAGGAGGGUUAAAGAAGCAUGGGACACUAAGAAGGAUGCUUUGGUCCAAAGUGGGACAUUUGCAAUCGAACAGCUUUCAGAAGCCUUAUCAGCUACAGCAAGCUCCAAUAAGGUUCCUCAAGGACUUCCCCAGAAGGCAUUGCAAAAAUGUACUGAACAGCUUGCCGACAGUUAUGACUCGAAAUACGGUGGAUUUGGGUCUGCGCCGAAAUUUCCGAGACCGGUCGAAAUCCAGCUUAUGCUUUACCAUUCAAAGAAACUAAACGAGAAUCGCAUGAUGAGCGAGGCAAAAGAAGACCUAAAUAUGGUUAUCCUAACCUUACAGUCCAUGGCAAGGGGUGGAAUACACGAUCAUAUUGGUGGUGGUUUUCACAGAUAUAGCGUCGAUGAAUGUUGGCACGUGCCACACUUUGAGAAGAUGCUAUACGACCAAGGGCAACUAGUUAAUGUUUAUCUCGAUGUAUUUGCCAUCACCAAAGACGUUUUAUAUUCGAGCAUGGCUCGGGGCAUUCUCGAUUAUUUGAGGAGAGAGAUGAUCGGCCCUAGCGGUGAGAUAUUUUCGGCCGAGGAUGCUGAUAGUGCAGAGUUCGAAGGUGCCUCUAGGAAAAAAGAGGGUGCCUUUUAUAUUUGGACUAGCAAAGAGGUUGAUGACAUACUUGGAGAGAAUGCAAUGCUGUUUAAGGAGCAUUAUUACGUAAAACCAUCUGGCAAUUGUGAUUUGUCAAGAAUGAGUGAUCCCCACAAUGAGUUCAAGGGUAAGAAUGUGCUGAUCGAGCGAAUAAGUACUUCUGCAAUGGCCUCGAAAUUAGGUAUGUCGGUUGUGGAGUAUCUGAAGAUAUUGGGGAUAUGUAAACAGAAGCUUUUUGAUGUGAGAUCAAAACGUCCGAGGCCACAUUUGGAUGACAAGGUUAUUGUAUCUUGGAAUGGACUUGCAAUAUCUUCUUUUGCAAGGGCAUCUCAAAUUCUGAAUGGUGAACCAGAAGGCACUCAAUUCUAUUUUCCGGUUGUCGGAACUCAUCCAAAAGAGUACAUGGAAGUUGCGGAGAAAGCAGCUGGUUUUAUCCGGAAAAAUCUUUACGACGAGCAGACACAAAAACUGAAGCACAGCUUCAGAAACGGGCCUUCAAAAGCACCCGGCUUUCUUGACGAUUAUGCCUUUCUGAUAUCGGCUGUUUUAGACCUUUAUGAAUUCGGCAGUUCUAUAUCUUGGCUAUCUUGGGCUAUUGAACUACAACAUAUACAGGACGAGCUGUUUCUAGAUAAAGAAGGGGGAGGAUAUUUCAAUACCCCUGGUGAGGAUCCUUCUGUUCUCCUCCGCGUGAAAGAAGACCAUGAUGGCGCGGAACCUUCUGGAAAUUCGGUCUCGUUGAUCAAUUUAGUACGGUUGGCUUCCUUGGUUAGCACCGGUUCGAAUCAUUACAGAAGAAAUGCUGAACUUCUUUUGUCGGUCUUUGAGAAGAGGCUGAAUGAAACUGCCAUGGCUGUGCCCCUAAUGUGCUGUGGUGCAGACAUGUUAAGUAUUCCUUCUCGGAAGCAAGUUGUUCUAAUCGGGAUCAAGUCGUGUUCGCUAUUCGAAAGCAUGUUAGCCGCUGCUCAUAAAUCAAAAAAAUGGACAGAAAAUAGGAGGCGUAAGGCGACGGACCUGGCUAAACUUGGUCUGAAGCUAAUUGUUGACCUCAUCAAAGGCGCGGCGGAGGGUGGCGAACUUCUUGCGAGCCUAGUCGGAGACAAGAAGCUUCGCCAUAGCUCCGCCAGAGCUUCCUUCCGAUUUCCAACGCGUUCUUGGCGGCCAUUGAAAUCCGAUGUCAGGGCUCGAAAUCGCUAUCCCGACGGUGAGAUUUAA
Striga hermonthica is the source of this 2304-nucleotide messenger RNA. NCBI's taxonomy places the organism in Eukaryota, Viridiplantae, Streptophyta, Magnoliopsida, Lamiales, Orobanchaceae. The record is from the annotation of a GenBank genome assembly.